Messenger RNA from Phoenix dactylifera (date palm), 4999 nucleotides. The record is from RefSeq and is a predicted model, not a curated record. Lineage: Eukaryota; Viridiplantae; Streptophyta; Magnoliopsida; Arecales; Arecaceae.
CCCUGCCCCGUGCCCUAGGCAGUGACGCUUCUCUCUUUUCUCUUCAGCUAUCCUUUCGGCAGCUACCCCUCGGCCCCGUUCUUUCUCCUCACCGCCCUAGGGCUUCUUCCCGGCUCCUAAACCCCCUUCUCUCCCCCCAUUCGAUCUUCGAAUCAGCCUCCCCGCAUCGAAAUCUCCGGAAGACCCCCUCCUUCCCGGUGUUCCCCAACCCCGAUAUCAUCCUCUAACGCCGUUUCUUGUGGAUUUCUUGGCCCGGAUCUUUUCCAGGGCUUCGGCGCCGCUGAUGCCGUCCAAUAAAUCGUCUGGAGGGUCGUCGGACCACCACCGGCGGCUGCCGUCUAAAGAAGGGAACGACGAUGACCCCCCGUCGAGCGUUCUCUGGGUGGGGAACCUCUUGCCGGACACUAUCGAUCCCGAUGUGAUGACCUUCUUCUCCAAGUUCGGCGCACUGGACUGCAACACGAUGCACGGAGCCAGGAGCUACUCGUUUGUGUUCUUCCGGGGCAUCGAGGAAGCCAAGGCUGCGAAGGAUGCCCUCCAGGGUUCCACGCUUCACGGGAAUACCGUCAAGAUUGAGUUUGCCCGACCGGCAAAAGCAGUUAGGCAUUUAUGGAUUGGAGGAAUCAGUUCAUCUGUCACAAGGGAACAACUUGAGGAGGAACUUUUGAAGUUUGGGAAGAUUGAAGAGUACAAAUUCCUCAGGGAUCGGAACUCUGCGCUUGUUGACUAUUACAAGACAGAAGAUGCCAUUGCUGCUCAGAAAAAUAUGAAUGGAAAGCGUUUAGGUGGUGAACAAUUAUGUGUAGAUUUUCAGAGAUCUCAACCUCCUAGAAAGGAUUGGCCUGAACAUCGAGACUCAAGGAGUGGACACUUAAGCAAUCGGAGUAUGGGGCUGCAGGAACGGUCGCUGCCACCUGAUGGAAGAAGUUUCUAUGAUUCUUCCUAUCAUGGGCCUAAGAGGCAUAUGCCUUUUGGAGGACGAAGAGAUGGCCACCCUAGUAAUGUUCUCUGGAUUGGCUAUCCACCUUCAGUUCAGAUUGAUGAGCAGAAGCUUCACAAUGCCAUGAUUCUGUUUGGUGAGAUUGAAAGAAUCAAGUGCUUUCCCUCGAGGAACUACUCUUUUGUUGAAUUCAGAAGCAUUGAUGAAGCUAGGCGUGCCAAGGAAGGUCUCCAAGGGCGCCUUUUUAAUGACCCCCGAAUACAGAUACUGUUUUCAAACAGUGAGCUUGCGCCUGGUAAGGAUGAUCCACCACCAUUUCCAGGGUUUAGAGGGCCUGGACCAGAGAUGUUCUUUAACGAAGGGCCUAUUGGACCUUUGGAAUUGUAUGGUCCUGGUCGUCCAAUGGCCCCAAAUAGUUUUCCUGGAUCUUUGCUUCCUAACAACAUGCCUGGAUCCAGUAUUUUAAUGAGGUCAUUUGGACCGCAAGGAUUUGAUCCUCGUCAUGGAGGUCCAGAGUUCCAUGAUUUUGGUGGCACUGCCAUGCCUCCUAACUGGGGACGGCGAUCUCCAUCUGCACCGGGUAUUCUUCCUUCUCCACCUGGUUUGCGCCCUCCUUUCCGACCCAUUCCUGGUUUACGGGAUGAAUUUGACAUUAGAGAUGUGAAGAGGUCAAGGACGGAUGGCUCUUCUACUGAUAGUGCUUUCUUCCAUGCAAGGAGGGUGGAUGGUGAGGGUCUUGGAGAUCCCUUUGGGUUUUCUCAUCCCGAUAGAGGUGCUUUCAGUCAAAGCCGUCUAAGUCCAGUUCUUCAUGGCCAUGGUGAACUUCGUCCUUCUCCUGAUAGUGAUCAUUGUUGGCGUGGUAUUAUUGCCAAAGGUGGAACUCCUGUUUGCCAUGCUCGGUGCGUGCCAAUAGGAAAGGGCAUUGACACUCCUUUGCCUGAAGUUGUUAAUUGCUCAGCCAGAACGGGAUUGGAUAUGCUCACGAAGCACUACGCCGAUGCCAUGGGCUUUGACAUUAUCUUCUUCCUGCCUGAUAGUGAAGAAGAUUUUGCUUCGUACACUGAAUUUCUCCGUUACCUGGGGUUAAAAAAUCGUGCUGGGGUUGCAAAGCUUGAUGAUGGGAGUACUCUUUUUUUGGUGCCACCAUCAGAUUUCUUGACCAAGGUAUUGAAUAUUUCUGGUCCUGAUCGUCUAUAUGGUGUUGUUCUGAAGUUGCCACAGCAAUCAACUAACGCUGCAGUACAACCACAUCUAGCAUUUCCUCCUCUGCCAUCCCAUUACAUUGAUCAGCAAGAGGCAUCUGGUUCUCAGAAUGGUUAUCAGUUUGUCCCACAAAAUGAAGAGCAAGCUUCAAAAAUGGAUUAUAAUCGGUCAUUGUAUGAGGAGCAAAUGCAUCGUGCAGGUCUUGGGAAAUCACUGCUGGUCCAUGCUGAUGAGCCACGUGCAACACAACCAGCUUCCCUGGAUUAUGCUGGCAAUUCUGCUGCUGCUUCCCAGGUGGAGGUUUCCUUGACUCCUGAACUUAUAGCGACUUUAACUUCUUUGAUUCCCAGCAACAAUCCAUCAUUGGCUGCUGUGACUGCUCAAAUGCCAGUCUCCACUGGCAGGCCAACUUCAUCUUCUGCUUCUGUGAUACAUGAUCCCUCAAUGCCUUCUCAAGGGUGGAGACAGGAACAAGCGGCAUCUUCUAGUGCUUCCUUAGAGCAACCAAGCCAUCUUCCACAGCAUUUAGGCCAACAAUUUAAUAGUCAGGCACCACUCAACUCUCAUUUUGCAGCAUAUGCUAACAUCCCAAGUGGACAAGAUCAUUCUACACAACCUAUUGUUGGAAGCACACAAAUUCAGAACCCUGCUGUGAACAUGCCAGAAGCUCCAUUUAUUCUGACUAGACCUUCAAAUAAUUAUUCAAUGCCACCCCAAGGUGGCCAAUUUGCAGGCACCCAGAGUAAUCAACCGUAUCAGUUUGAUUCUUCUUUGACUUCUCACAGCAACUUUGGCAUGUUACAGACAACAAAUGCCGCUGGGGUAUUCAACCAACCAGUUCAGCAGCAGUUAAGACCCACUUCAUCUGCUCAUGAUCAAAUUGGAAAUCUGCCCCAGCCCCAAAUUGCCAUUCCGCCUACUCAAGGGCAACAGCCACAAACUGUUCUGUCUGGUUCAGGUCAGGGUACAUCAGAUGGUGAUGCUGAUAAGAACCAAAGGUACCAGUCAACCCUUCAGUUUGCUGCCAGCUUACUCCUACAACUUCAACAACAGCAGCAAGUGAGUGCUCAGGCUGUGCAAGGAUCUGGAAAUCAACAUUGAUAAAUGUUCUUGUGUAGCAGGUUCAAUACCAAAUAGCUAAAUUUUCAAACUAGAAUUUGAACCAAGUGAACCCAUGAAUAACAUAGGGCUUGCUGUAAUAGUCACACCCAGAUGCGGCUUCGUUCUUGGAAGGUUCAUCUCUAGAAGUUUGGACUUCGGUAAUUAUAUUGUUGGAAGGUUAUCUCUCUCAAAAAACGUUCAUGCAACGAUGUGUUUGUUCCAACCUUUUUUAUCCAACUAUUUCGAUGUGGUCAUGUCAUGAAGACACUUGGCAUGAGUGCCAGGAGUAUUGAGUGCUUUUAAGUGUUGGACAUGGCAAUCUCCAAAAAUUUAGGCACAAGGACACUUGGCAUGAGUGUCAAGAGCACUGAGUGUUUGUAAGUGUUGGACACGACAGACCUGAAAACGUAGAUGCAAUAUAUAUUACAUGUAUGCAUGCUUACGCUGUUUCUGUUUUGGUUGAAAGAGUACUUAAAAUGAAAAGAGUUACAGAUUCUAUGUAACAGACAAGUUAAAAGAAUAACCAUGAGUUUAGAUAUAUUGAGAUACUUGAAUGCUAGUUAACCAUGAUACAUUUGUUUAAAAAACAAUGAUAGCUUUCUUAAAUAUUUAUAUAUUACGAUGAUUUUAAUUGAAAAUAUAAUAGUACUUUUGGAAAGAUAAGUCGUAAGGGCCAAGGUUGAUAACUUGCAUUUUUGAAGGAGGCCAUUGAUUUGUUGAAUAUUUUGAUGCUUAAUUUUUGUUGUGUUUCAAUAUUUUCAUUAUAUAACAUAGUUUGGUAGGUUCUCUUUUUGUUCACAAAAUACUUGGUUGAUUUGGUGUAUUUUAUGAACUCUUGGAAUUCUUGAUACUGAAUUCUACCAUGCUUGAAUGAACAUGCAAAUGGAUCUGCAAUGUUCCUGGUUCUAGUUUCAGCUUAGAGUUCACGGGUUCUUCUUAAUGAUAUGUGAUAGGUUGGACAUCCUCCAAACAUUAGAACUCCGGUACAAGGUGUACCUAUCUUGUUUCCAAUGAUGAUCAGAAUAAAACAUUAAAUUUCAUUGAAGGCCCACAGAGAUAUUGCACUUUUAGGAUAUACAUAUUUGUGGCCAUGGUAAUCAUUAAAUUAGGUUGACUAGGGGCGUUUAGCGAAGUAAUAUCAGGUGGUGCAUUACUUAUGCUGGUCGCAGGGCAUGUCAAUGGAGAAUGACGUGACCGGUUAGAUGCCCACAACUUCAACAGCAAUCCAAAGCAUGGUGCUCUGGAGUCUUCUUCACCAAUUUAGCAAAAUUUUUGAUGUCCUGAUCUGAUUACUAUACAGUUACAUUAUAAAUCAAAACAUUCUUCUGAGAUGCUAAAGGUUGAGGGUUUGGGGGGGACUUGAGUUAAAUACUUCGCUUCAUGUUGGUCGCCGCGAUGCGAUUUCCGGCGGCUUUGCAUUCCGCGUGCUCUGCUGCGCUGCCCGUAGCUAGCUUACGUUUUAGGAAGAUUGCUUGCCACCGUACAAGUUUUUUUUUUUUUUUUUUUUGGGACGUGAAGUUUAGUUUCUCGGCUGCACCAUUAAUUCACAUCCGUAGCAUUUGAUUAAGAAUUUUGAAGCUCUUUGGAGUUGACCUCCGAUUUCCAACUGGUGAUGGGACGUAAAGAUUCUCCAUGUUUCACUUCCGUAGCAUUUGAUAAGAAUUUCGAAGUUCCUUCCAGUUGUCCUCCAAUUUCCAACUGGUGAUGGGACAUGAAGUUAAAUGUCUCGACAACUAUCCUUAGUUAAAUAAAUGA